This is a messenger RNA of Myripristis murdjan (pinecone soldierfish), 1657 nucleotides long. It is a transcript of the gene gla, whose product is annotated as galactosidase, alpha. The record is from RefSeq and is a predicted model, not a curated record. The transcript is spliced from 7 exons. Gene Ontology annotation, cellular component: cytoplasm. Gene Ontology annotation, molecular function: alpha-galactosidase activity. Gene Ontology annotation, biological process: oligosaccharide metabolic process; glycoside catabolic process. Lineage: Eukaryota; Metazoa; Chordata; Actinopteri; Holocentriformes; Holocentridae. Bases 107 to 1402 code for a protein of 431 amino acids.
GGGGAGCUGAUCACGUCUCGAGAGAGGAAAUGCACUUGCUGUAAUAUAUUGGUAAACUCUCAGAGAUUGUUUUGGUAAAGAGUUGAGAAAGAGCGCAUCGGGCCAAAUGUGCAGAGUUGUGUUUGUUGUGGCGCUCGUCGUGUUGGUCAGCCCUGAGGCGCACGGCUUGGACAAUGGUCUGGCGCUGAAACCCACCAUGGGCUGGCUGCACUGGGAGAGAUUCAUGUGCAACACCGACUGUGACACCGACCCCGAUAAUUGCGUAAGUGAGCGUCUGUACAUGCAGAUGGCAGAUGUGAUGGUGAAGGAGGGCUGGAGAGAGGCUGGUUAUGAGUAUGUCUGCAUCGAUGACUGCUGGCCCUCCCACCAGCGCGAUGCCCAGGGACGCCUGCAGGCAGACCCCAAGAGGUUCCCAGGGGGCAUCAAGAAACUGGCCGACUAUAUCCAUUCCAGGGGUUUGAAGUUGGGUAUCUAUGGAGAUGUUGGGACAAGUACCUGCGCCGGAUACCCCGGCAGCCUGGGCUACUAUGAGACGGAUGCCCAGACCUUCGCUGAUUGGGGUGUGGAUCUGCUCAAGUUUGAUGGAUGCUACAUGAACUGGACUCGACUGGGAGACGGCUAUGUGACUAUGUCAAAGGCACUAAACAGAACAGGAAGAAAUAUCAUAUACUCCUGUGAGUGGCCUCUUUAUGAGUGGCCGUUCCAUCAGCCGAACUACACAGCCAUCCGGGAGACAUGCAACCACUGGCGCAACUUUGCUGACGUGUAUGACUCCUGGAGCAGCAUCAAGUCCAUAGUGGAGUGGACCGCUGCCCAUCAGGAGAUCAUCGUCCCCUCAGCUGGACCUGGGGGCUGGAACGACCCUGAUAUGCUUGUUAUUGGGAACUUUGGCCUGAGUCACGACCAGCAGGAGUCUCAGAUGGCCUUAUGGGCCAUAAUGGCUGCCCCUUUGCUCAUGUCCAAUGAUCUAAGGGAUAUCUGCCCUCGCUCUAAGGGGCUGCUGCAGAACAGACAGAUCAUUGCCAUCAGCCAGGACCCGCUGGGCAAGCAGGGAUACCGUACUGCUAAGGUGGACAGUUUUGAAGUGUGGGAGAGGCCUCUGUCCAAGAAGAGGCUGGCUAUUGCCGUGUUGAACAAACAGGAGAUCGGUGGCCCACGGAGGUUUCCUAUCGGCAUGGCACCCGGCUGGAAGAUCUGUGACCCGCAGUGCAACGUCACCCAGAUCCUGCCACAGUACAAGGAGUUGGGGAUUCAGACCCUCCACAGCAAGGUGGCGGUGCUUGUCAACCCUUCAGGCACAGUUCUGAUGACUGUCACCCCUGCCAACAGACACUUCAAGAGUCAUCACAGCCUACACUGGCAGGACACAUCUAUCAAAGACAAGCACACCACCAUUUUGUAAUCCAUGCGUGGUUAAACAAAUGCACUUUAAUUGCCUGUAUGAUUUGGUUGUACAUCUUGUCUCAAAGGGUCACCACUGUGACAGAUGUGAAUUAUUAAGUUACUGAGGUCUGGAGUUUGAUAUGAAAUGCCUUUAAGUUUUAAAGAGGGAAAUUAUACUGGUUGUGCGUACUCAUGUCUAAACCAGAACCCAAAAUGUUUACAGUACCUUCAUUGUUGUGAAUUACUGAAUAAAGAAUCUGGUUUGCACUUAUUA